Messenger RNA from Parnassius mnemosyne (clouded apollo), 372 nucleotides. The record is from the annotation of a GenBank genome assembly. NCBI's taxonomy places the organism in Eukaryota, Metazoa, Arthropoda, Insecta, Lepidoptera, Papilionidae.
AUGUCAAACAUCAAGAAGUCUCAAAAGCCUGAUAUACGUCAAGGACCAGCGUUUCACGCUGGCGAUUACGUUCGUAUAAGCAAAUACAAAGGAGAUUUUUACAAAGGUUAUACCCCUAAUUGGUCUACAGAAAUAUUUCGUAUCGUUAAAGUCAACCAAACCAAUCCUCAAACCUAUCAAAUAGAAGACAAACACAAUCAAAAAAUUCUAGGCUCUUUUUACGGUUACGAAUUACAAAAAACUAAAUUUCCAGACUACCUUUAUCUUAUUGAAAAAGUCAUUAAAAGAAAAGGAAAUAAGCUUUUAGUAAAAUGGGUAGGUUUGAGUGAUGAAGAAAAUAGUUGGGUGGAUAAAAGUGAGUUAGUGGUUUAG